This is a messenger RNA of Botrytis cinerea B05.10, 2999 nucleotides long. RefSeq lists its product as hypothetical. Bases 781 to 2688 code for a protein of 635 amino acids. The record is from RefSeq and is a predicted model, not a curated record. The transcript is spliced from 2 exons. Gene Ontology annotation, molecular function: oxidoreductase activity; FAD binding. NCBI's taxonomy places the organism in Eukaryota, Fungi, Ascomycota, Leotiomycetes, Helotiales, Sclerotiniaceae.
GAUUGAAAAUUUAAUCACACCGCAUAUGUACGUGCUUACUUGGGAUACAUCUUUAAUAUCUUGGGUGCAGAUAUAUAUCUUUUGGCACUUCUUCUAUUCCACCCUUCCGGGCCCUCUUUUUUCCCUCUCCUUCAUUCUCUUUUCUUUCACCUCGUUCUCAAAAGCACAACCGAGAAAUAAACGAUCGAGACCAAGUAGGCGGAGCUCCAUUCUAUCCCAACGAUCUUUGCAGCAACGAGAAAAAACAUUUCCACAGAGAACGGACAUGUAUCCGCCUCCAGAUUCUCAAAGUUAAGGUGUUCACGGCUAUCAUACCAAAUGAAUACCUUAAGCCCCGCAUAUCCAUGUUUGUUAAUCGAUCCGCCGCUCUUUUCUCGCCCCUUCAUUCAUAUGGACACCACCGGUAGGCAAAUACUGCCUUUCAUGUGUGGUUGCAAUCUAUAUUCACAUACCAUUUGAUUCUCGGACAUGAAUUGUCAUCAUCUGUCACCAAGUAUCGAUGUUUCCGCCGUUUCUUGCCGCACUAUGAGCCGGUUUAUCUCCAUUUGGUCUCUACCUUUACCCAACUCGGAACGACUACUCCACACAUAUCGUGAUAAUCCACACGUUUAUAUUGUUUGAUUUUUCUGUCGAAUUUCGUCCUCACUAUGAAAAGGCAAGUUGAUCCCGUCAAUUCGUAGGUUCUUUCAUUUCAUUGCUAUUGUAGCCUUCGUUACUAUACCUUCAUCAUUUCCAUUGUUCUGUCAUGUCUGAGAUUAUCUCAGAGUGGUCAAAUUCAAGAUGAAGUCUUCACUCUUUUACAGCAUUGUUUCUCUUAAUGCUAGUCUAGUUGCCGCUACAAAUGCUCGCAGAUAUGAUAAUGGCACUUCUUCAACAGCACUCUUUGACUUUGAGACUAUUCAAUUGAAGACUUCAGAUCUCGCACAACUCAAUGCUUCCAUGCAAGCGCUUUUCACAUUUGGGAAUGCUUCUUCGGUAGAUGCAUCAAGCAUUGCUUCUUCGAGAUCGGCGUGUAAAGUCUUUCCUGGAGAUGCGGCUUGGCCUGCAGAUGAUGUUUGGGAUAUCUUUAAUGACCUACUUGGUGGUGGAUUGAUUAAAACUAUACCGAUCGCAUCAAGCUGUUAUAAUGGUUGGAGUUAUAACGCAGAUACAUGUGCCUUUGUCACAGAUAAUUGGACUAACUCUACCAUGCACGAGGAGGACCCCACAUCCAUGAUGUCCCCAAUAUAUCAAGGUCUAACCUGCAUGCCUACCACCGACCCAACGGCAACCUGCACACUUGGCGGUUACCCCGCUUACGCAGUCAAUGCCACAAACGUCGCACAAAUACAACUUGCCGUCAAUUUUGCAAGGAAUACUGGUAUCAGAUUCGUGGUCAAGAAUACAGGACAUGAGUUCUCUGGUAAAUCCGGUGGAGCAGGUGCUUUGAGCGUUUGGACUCAUUGGUUACAAGAUAUCAGAUAUGAGGGUGCUGAAUUUACCGAUGCGGACUUUCCUUACACUGGACCCGCCUUCACAUCUGGAAGUGGUGUUGUUGGCGUAGAUAUUAUGAAAGCAGCGAGCGAGCAGGGAAUGGUUGUCGUUGGCGGCGAAGCAAGGGAUGUUGGGGUUCUAGGAGGUUACAUUCAAGGUGGAGGACAUGGUCCUAUGACUUCAGUAUAUGGUCUCGCUGCAGAUCAGGUCAUCUCUGCUCGUAUUAUUACAGCCGAUGGACGAUUUGUCACUGCAUCCUCAACUGAAAAUACCGACCUUUUCUGGGCUUUACGUGGGGGUGGUCCCGCAUCAUGGGGUGUGGCGACAUCUCUCACAAUCAAAGCUUACCCAACGACUCCCGUCACAGUCGUCACCUUCACAUUCGCCUCUGGUGGCAAUGUUACCGAUGAUGCUUUCUGGCUCGGUGUCCGUGCUUAUUGGGAGAGCUUUAUUACCUUCAACAAAGCCGGAAUCUACAGCUAUUUCUUUGUUUUUCCUCCUGCAGCUUUCGGAGUGGAUUAUUUCAUCAUGUCCCCAUUCUGGGCUCCAAAUCACACACAAGCUGAAACCGAAGCCUUGUUGGCACCUUGGUUCGGAAAACUCACUGCGCUCGGCAUAGACUUUACACCAGUAUACAAUACCUAUGAUACACUAUACGAAGGAUGGGAUGCAUCUUUUGCUCAAGAAACCGUCGGUUCCGAUGACGCUAUUGUUGGCUCCCGUCUCUUUCUACAAGAAUAUCUUGAGGAUGAAGCAACAUUCAACGCAACAUUUGAUGUUUGGUCAGGCUCCGCGAGAAACAAUGCUUCAUUGCUCGUGGGUUUCAAUAUCAAUGCACCAAAUGUCGCAGGAGUUGAUAAUGCUGUUUUGCCCGCUUGGAGGAAUACCACUCUUCACACUAUGCAAGGCACGUCAUGGACGGAUCCUACCAAUUUUACCACUAUGGCUUCCGCCCGGGCCAAGCUUAGCGAACUCCAACUUGCGUGGAAAGCUGUUACCCCAGGCACGGGAGCAUAUCUUGGAGAAUGCGAUAUUGAGGAGGUAGAUUGGCAACACAAUUUCUAUGGUGUAAAUUACGAUAGAUUGUUGAGUAUUAAGCACGCGACUGAUCCAUGGUCAUUAUUCUGGACCAAGACUGGCGUUGGAAGUGAAGUUGCUAGUGUGGUUAGCAAUGAUGCUAUUCCAGAUGAGAAUGGAAAAUUAUGUUGGAAUUAGAUACAUGUUAAUAAAUAAGGCACGAGUCUAGAAUCAAAAGGCAAAUGAUUUUGUCAAUAUGACGGUUGAUGGGUAACUUCGUAGAUUAAUGGUACACAUACUAAUGAACUUUGAUGGUCUUCAUUAUAUGCUCUAAUGUAAAGGCUCUGAAGCCUCAAAGCAUAAAAGCUUUCACGCCAUAUUUUUUGAAUAGAGGAUGUGUAUAUACGGAUAGUCGAAUCAGAAGGGAUAAGCCACGGGGUGAUUUUCAAGUAUAUUUUCACCCUCCGCUGUACUCAGAGCUACAAUGAACAUUUUCUCACCACAAAUUA